Messenger RNA from Periconia digitata, 912 nucleotides. Lineage: Eukaryota; Fungi; Ascomycota; Dothideomycetes; Pleosporales; Periconiaceae. The record is from the annotation of a GenBank genome assembly.
CAUAUCGCAACACACACGCAUACGCCGAACCAUCUCAUCAUGGCGUCUACCACUCCCUCCACAAGCCCCUCUUUACCCGACGAAGUCACAACCAGGAUCCUCUCCCUGAUACUAUCCUUCAUAGUCAGCGAGAAGAACAGAAACUUCGCCUUUCUCGCGCGGCACACCCACAGCGUCCUCGCCAUCUCGAAUAUCCUAUCUGUGACCCCCGCCAACGCGGCGGAUGCGCGGCUCGUGUGCGCCAAGAACAACUUCCUGGGGCCUGAGGAGCUUGGGUUCCAGUGGUUGACGUUUCGGGAGAAGAGGUUCGAGAGUCUGACUGAGAGUGUGGCUGUGAGGGUGAGGCGCCCCGGUGGUGUUGAAGAAAGAAAUAAGGAAGGAGUUAGUUUGGGGGGUUUGGUGGAGGCGCUGGCGUUGAGGGAGGAGAAGAAGAGGUCGUCGGGGGUUAAAGAUAAUGGGGGGACGAAGAAGCGGAAGAGGUUUUUGGAACGGAGGGAGUUCGAUUACGAUGAAAACAUUGGUCGCGAGUUCCUGGAGUUUAAUUUCGCGGGGAACGAGUAUGUCAUACCGGCAUUGGCGACUGAUGGAGCUGCGACUCCAAAUUCGACAGAGUCUACAGACUCAAUCGCAACGACGGCUUCAAGUCAAUCCAUAGCCUCUGUAUGUCAAGAGCUUGAAAUCGAGCACAUCGACGCGCUCGACACCAACGAUGGGUCCUGGGUCCAUCUUCCAACUUGGUACGUCACACUCCUCCCCUCCAUAUCCCCUCUUUUACUCCCAAACUCCUCACUAACUUUUGCUCUUCUUCUUCUUCCUCCACAGGCUCCGCCGCAAAUUCGAGUACAACGACCCGUACGAAGCGCAGCUCAUCGACUACCAAAACGCCGAACUCCUCACGUGGUGGCGUCAUAA